GUUUCUCUCUUUCUCCCUCUUUCUAGUUAGCACGAAGCUUUCUCUCCCAUCUCCCAUCCCGCAGCGUUCAGCACUUGCCAAGUCAGGACAAGCGAGGCGAAAAAAAGUGUGGCGGUGUCUGGGGCUUGAUAUUCGUAUGUACGCAUAAUUAUCGUGUCGUGCCGGAUCGUUUCGUAAACAUGUCAACAGGACCAACACACAAGUAUAGAUACAAAAAUGUUGGGCUGGACUCGCAAGAGCUGCGUCGCCGCAGAGAAGAGGAAGGAGUACAAUUACGUAAACAAAAGCGAGAGCAGCAGUUGUCAAAAAGACGGAAUGUUCCCAUUAUCACCACCGAAGAUGAGAGUAUCUCAUCCAGCGCCGACCAAUAUUUGGUCCCCAUACCGCUAACGGAACCUCCCCCAAUUACGGAGGAUAUGGUAGCCGAUCUUUACAGUUCAGAGGUGGAAAAACAGGUUGCGGCAACGCAAAAAUUCAGGAAAUUAUUAUCCAGGGAGCCAAAUCCGCCCAUAGACGAAGUUAUCAAAACGGGUAUAGUGCCGAGAUUCGUCGAGUUGUUGAAAAAUAAUGAAAACUGUACUCUUCAGUUCGAAGCUGCUUGGGCUUUAACGAACAUAGCGAGUGGCACAUCAUCACAAACGCACACAGUUAUAACAGCGGGUGCAGUACCGACUUUUGUAGCCUUACUGAGCUCCGAAUACGACGACGUACAGGAACAAGCUGUUUGGGCAUUGGGAAAUAUAGCUGGCGAUAGUCCGGAAUGUCGAGAUCUCAUAUUGAACAGUGGAAUUCUAACGCCGUUGUUGCACUUACUGUCAAAAACUACUCGUCUGACGAUGAUUCGGAACGCUGUGUGGGCACUAUCGAAUUUAUGUCGUGGCAAAAGUCCAGCACCAACUUUUUCGAAAGUUGCACCGUGUUUGCCAGUAUUGGCUCAUCUUUUGAAUCACAAUGAUCCUGAAACACUUGCCGAUGCUUGCUGGGCUUUGUCAUAUUUGAGUGAUGGUCCGAACGAAAAGAUUCAAGCUGUCAUUGAUGCCGGUGUAUGUCGUCGACUCGUCGAAUUGCUGAUGCACCAUCAGCACACGGUAGUAAGCGCUGCUCUAAGGGCAUGUGGCAAUAUUGUUACGGGUGAUGACGUACAAACACAAGUUGUUCUGAAUUGUUCAGCGUUGCCGAGUCUCUUGCAUCUUCUCAACUCGUCGAAAGAAACUAUUCGCAAGGAAGCAUGUUGGACCGUUUCGAACAUCGUUGCUGGAAAUCCGCAUCAAAUUCAGGCGGUUAUAGACGUCAAUAUAUUCCCCGCUCUUAUCGAAAUUCUCACCAAGGCCGAGUUCAAAACUCGCAAGGAAGCAGCAUGGGCAAUAACAAAUUGUACGAGCGGUGGUACACCCGAACAAAUACGAUAUCUAGUCGCUAAAGGAUGUAUUCCACCACUGUGCGAUCUUCUGACCGUGAUGGAUCCCAAAAUGAUACUCGUAGCGUUGAAUGGCUUGGAGAAUAUACUGAGACUCGGUGAACAGGAUACGAAUGUCCAUAACGGUAUAAAUCCGUAUACGGUCAUCAUUGAAGAGUGUUUCGGCCUAGAUAAAAUCGAGUUCCUGCAGUCGCAUCAAAAUAUGGAAAUCUAUAAGAAAGCAUUUGACAUAAUAGAGCGUUAUUUCGGCUCGGAGGAGGAGGACCCGAGAAUCGCGCCAUCGACCGAUUCCCAGGGUCAAGAGUUUCAAUUCAACGCUCCCGAUACGACUCAGUUACCGGUGCAAAACUUCCAAUUUUAAUUUCACCCCCCAUCUUCCCUCCUUUCCUGAAACUCCAACAUGUUGGAGAUUAUUAAGACGCGUAACGAGAUAUACACGUAUCUAAAGAUUUGCGUAUAGCCCUUUCCGGUUAUCUGUAUCUUGAUCUUUUGACGAUACCAUCUCAGUCAGGAACACGACGUCAUUGAUACCACACGUACGUUUUCUUUAGUCCGCGACGAAAGCGGAACGAGGAGAAAGAAGAUGAAUAGUUCUUUUGUUUUGAUUUUUUCCAUCGGUGUAUUGUAAUUGCGGUUACGACAAAAAAAAUUGAGAAAAGCGAAUCGUAGAGGAGCCCAGUCGCCGUGUGAAAAAUUUUUGCUCGACUUAUGUUUACAGCGACUUUGUUUAAGUUUUCUUUCCUCCAUUCUGACGUUCAUAUACGAAUAAUUGUGACCGCUAUACAUACAAUAUUUUUAGACAUAUUGAACAAAAAAAACUGUAACGAUGACUCGAUUGACUUUUAGACAUUAUACAACUACCGUUACAGCAAACUAAUCUCUCGUUUUUACCAUCCUUGACAACAUUUCCGUUAAUUUCAGUUUUGUUAUUGAAUCGGAAGCAAAAAUCAUAACAAGCACACGUUAGCGCUUAAAUAGUGUUAGAUUCUAAAACCAACUAAAAGAAAAAAUAAAGUGAAAAAACAAUGAGAAAGAAAAGAAACCAGCCAACUAUGAUCAAGAGAUAUUCUCGAGGUAAAAAAUAGUAAAAACAUGCUGCUAUACCUCAUACGAGACUUGACUGACAACGGAGUAACUCUACCGGAGAUAUACCGAUAACUUUAAUACAAAUUCAAGAAAUACAAUGAAAAAAAGUACGGGACGAGAGAACAAAACGUAAAAAUUUGCACGACUUUUGCGAGACGUACGAAUCUACCGGAGAACACGCGAAUAAAACUUAUACGUAAUUGAAACGGACAACUUUACGAAACGCGGUACUAUCCCUUGUUACGAUAGAUAUCUUACAUGACCAAUUGAACAUUUUUUACUGUAAAUACGAAUCUCGUCAUUUUUCAAGACUAUUUUAUACAGAGUGCCCGAGAAUCGUGUCUCAAGAUCUGCCAGUGGAGCAUCGCAGCAAUCGCUUUUUAUUUUCUUUUUUCUUACGUAAACUCGUGUCUCUUUUGCAAUGUUUUUUUUUCUUCAAAUUUUCUUUGAGAAUGCAUAUUCCAACUUUGUUUUUAUGCAGAAUGGGACGUUGUCUCGCGUUAGUCAUAGCGUGGUAAGUAGAUCGAUCCUGUCAUCGAAACAUUAAUAAUGAUACAUUUUUUUAAUUAUUACAACGCGCAUCACGUGUUCGCAUUCUCAUAGAGUUUAAGUGAGUUUAACAACGGACGUGUCGCGUCGCGUAGAAAUACGUACACGCGUUUGAAAAUACUUAAGUAAUCGAAAAACAAAAAAAAAACGAACAAAAGCAACAUUUGUUGACUCGUUAUAACGACGAUGGGUUUGAAAAUUCGUGCGCUAUCAACGUGGCUCGGUUGACAAAAAUCGAACAUUCUGUAUAAAAGGUCUACGACUGUAUAAAAUGUAUUUAUUAUUUAGGUUCGACGAUACAAUAUUAUACAAGAGAUAUAUAUGCGUAUACUCAUAUAUAUAGACACACGUAUAUAUAUAUACAUAUACAUAUAUAUAAAUCACUUUUAGGUACCGAGACUUCUAUUAUUACGACAGAGGAUGACAACGUAUAUACAUUUUAUUGUAAAAUUAUCCACUGAACGUUGCUUUGGCGUAGUCGAGCAAAAGGAAACAAAAAGUAACAAACUAUAUAAAAGAGCUCAUUGCCAAUCAAUAUAGAAUUUAUUUCAAAGCCUGUUUACGACAGGACGGUUUGUGCAAAACGAAAGAGAAAAAAAGUAUAUAUUGUUAAUUUUUAUUGCCAACGUUCUUUAGUGUAAUACUGAAUAUAAUUCAGCCGACUCGUCGCCAUCGUCACUGCAUAUAUAUACUGUGUUAAGUUACAUUGAAAGAAGAAGAAAGAACUGGAAUAAAAACGAACACGGUGUUUUUUCUCUCAA
Molecule: messenger RNA, 3813 nt
Organism: Venturia canescens
Lineage: Eukaryota; Metazoa; Arthropoda; Insecta; Hymenoptera; Ichneumonidae
Gene: Kap-alpha1
Product: karyopherin alpha1
Exons: 8
Coding region: 180-1778 (532 amino acids)
Biological process (GO): NLS-bearing protein import into nucleus
Cellular component (GO): nucleus; cytoplasm; nucleoplasm
Molecular function (GO): protein binding; nuclear import signal receptor activity
Source: RefSeq, a predicted model, not a curated record